AUGACUGGUUGCAACCGCGUGGGGCUCCGCCGACCUGAAGAAGCUGGAGAGGUGACUAGGAGGCGACCACACCUCUCGAUCGAGCAGCCUGAGCGAAGGCGCCGACCGAGCCACCAAAGCGGGACCACGUGCGUGGCACCGCAGCCCGCGCAGGGAACGACGACCGCAACUACCAAAGGGACCACGUGGGUGGUACCACACCAGAGGCAGAAGGAGUGCCCAAGCGAGGGCAAUCACCACGCGCACGAGCUUCAACCGAGAAGGCAAGACCGGAUCGAGACACUGUGCAGCGAGGAAGGCGACAUCGAGGCCCAAGAGGCCGAACGUGAGUCUUUCGAGAACACAUUUUACCGACUCAGCGCUAAGGGCAAGCUGCUGGCGAAAAUAGAUAACGAAUCAAUACCAAAUGACCAUAGUCCGCAAGCUCCACAGCAACAGCCCCUCGGUGAGUCGAUAAAGUAUCCCGAAAUUAGCCUCCCUAGCUUCGAUGGAGACCUAACACAGUGGCUGCAGUUCCGAGACACAUUUGAUGCCCUAGUCAAUCAAGCUAGCCUGGCACCUAUUGUAAAAUAUAAAUACCUACGCAGUUGUUUACGAGACGGCGCACUUGAGGUAAUUAGUUCGCUCGAUUUCUCCGAGGAAGGGUACACGCUCGCGUGGCAGAUGCUUUGUGAACGUUAUAAUAAUCCUAAACGUUUAGUUUCCAACCACAUGCGAGCCUUGUUCGAUGUGGAACCCGUACCGUCAACUCCUUCAGGUCUUAGAGGGCUCGAGUCAGCCAACUUCCUGGCGGCACUGCGACGGUUCAUCGCCAGGAGAGGUAAACCGAAGGAGUUGGACUUCUGGCGGCGCUGGUCACGUGACUACAUCGGAACGCUGCAGGAGCGCACGAAGUGGAGGAGCGCGCGCGGCCCAAGCCUCGCAGUCGGCACCGUCGUCCUGGUGCGAGAAGAGCGCCUGCCACCCUGCCGGUGGAGGCUGGGCAAGAUCGUCGCGACGCAGCCGGGCCGGGAUGGCAUCACCAGGGUAGCCAUCAUCCGAACCGCCAGAGGAGACAUCCAACGCGCAUUCAAUAACAUUUGUCCUUUACCUACUUCGGGCCAAGUUAUAUAAGUAGUUAAUACCUACGAACCUAAUGU
Cydia splendana is the source of this 1139-nucleotide messenger RNA. RefSeq lists its product as uncharacterized. NCBI's taxonomy places the organism in Eukaryota, Metazoa, Arthropoda, Insecta, Lepidoptera, Tortricidae. Bases 1 to 1113 code for a protein of 370 amino acids. The transcript has 5 exons. The record is from RefSeq and is a predicted model, not a curated record.